Trachymyrmex cornetzi is the source of this 1166-nucleotide messenger RNA. Its product is annotated as putative nuclease HARBI1. Bases 274 to 954 code for a protein of 226 amino acids. Lineage: Eukaryota; Metazoa; Arthropoda; Insecta; Hymenoptera; Formicidae. The record is from RefSeq and is a predicted model, not a curated record. The transcript is spliced from 4 exons.
GUAAUUAAUUGGUAGCAAUAAAAGAUAAAAAAUGGAUUUACGAGGUAAUAUUUUACAAGUAUUUUUUGAUAAUCCAUCAGACAAAGAAUAUGAGCACUUUCCACCUGAAAGAGAACGUCAUAUUAAAAAUCCACAUUAUUUUGAAAAUGUUGUUUUGACAUAUACUUUAACCGGAAAGACUUUGAAAGCAAGGAUGAAGAGACUUUUGCUGUAUUACUUUAAUUUUGCGCAGAUUUUAAAUCACAUUUCCGAGUGGAAAAACAUACGUAUGAAAUGUUAGUGCAAACUCUUGAACAACGUUUACAUCGCGAGCACAGUCCUGAAAAAAUGCCUCCAGGAAAACAAAUAGCCAUUGCUUUAUGGUUCUUUGGUAAUCAGGAAGUUUACAGAUCAAUUGCAGAUCGAUUUGGAGUAUCGAAAGAUAUUGUUUGGAAGUGUGUAUAUGAGAUUGCAAUGCUACUAACUGAAGAUGCCUACAGAUAUAUAAAAUGGCCUGAACCACAUGAAAUGGUUUUCAUUGAAAGAGAAUUUCGUCAAUUACAUGGUUUUCCUGGAGUAAUUGGUGCAAUUGAUGGUUCCCAUAUAACAAUAAGUGCACCUACAGAAAAUCCUGAUAAUUAUAUUAAUCGUAAAGGGUAUCAUUCAAUUUUAUUACAAGGAAUUUGUGAUCAUACAUUAAAAUUUAUUGAUGUUUUCACGGGAAUGUGUGGGAGCGUUCACGAUGCAAUAGUAUGGCGUUUAAGUGACAUUGCAACAUUAAUAGCACAAGAUGAAAAUAGAUACUUUCAAAAUCAGUAUCAUCUUCUAGCAGAUUCAGCAUAUCCAUUAUCAAAUUAUAUGUUAACUCCAUAUCGAGAUAACAGUCAUUUGAACAAUGUACAAAGAAGGUUUAAUACAACACUAUCAAGAACACGUGUAGUCAUCGAGCGUACUUUUGGGAUGUUAAAAGGAUAGAUUUAAAAAAUUAAAAUAUAUUUACAUGUAUACAGAGAUGAUACCUUUAGUUAUUAUCACUUGUUGCAUCUUACAUAAUAUAUGCAUAGAAAAUGAAGAUGCACCUAUAGAUGACAAUAGAUUUGACGAAAUAGAAAUACAAGGUAAUGACAUUGCAUUUAUAAAUGGAGCAGAAAAAAGAGACAUUAUCUCUAAUUUAUUAUAAAAUUGCU